CCAUGCAGCUGGUCAUCUGCAUCUCCUCUGUGAUGGAUGGCAGGAAGAAUUGAUGCAUGGAUCCCAUGGCCAUUGGCUUCUGUCACCAUUGCACACCCCAUGAGGAUGUUCCACACUGGAGCUGAAAUGAACCCUGCCAGAUCCUUCACCCCUGCUAUGUUCAAGAGGAACUUCAUGAACCACUGGGUGAUGUACGACUUCAUGCUCUUCUUCUGCAUGUGCGGCUUGGCCGAGUGGGUAGCCACCCUGAAAGGCAGCUGACAUCUGGAGCAGGACACCUGCGGGGAGCUCAUCAUGCUCAAGACCGAUGCCCUAUACCGUAAGGCUGCCACCAAGCCAGGAGAAGCAGGGGCCA
Messenger RNA from Engraulis encrasicolus (European anchovy), 355 nucleotides. RefSeq names its product lens fiber major intrinsic protein-like. Gene Ontology annotation, cellular component: membrane. Gene Ontology annotation, molecular function: channel activity. Gene Ontology annotation, biological process: transmembrane transport. Bases 37 to 261 code for a protein of 74 amino acids. NCBI's taxonomy places the organism in Eukaryota, Metazoa, Chordata, Actinopteri, Clupeiformes, Engraulidae. The record is from RefSeq and is a predicted model, not a curated record. The transcript has 3 exons.